AUGGUCGAGCAAACCGAAAAGCUGGUCAUCUUGCAGCUCCGCCUCCGAUUUGGUAUGGAAGGCUGCUACUGGAGCCCCAGUCUGAAUUUUAUGCUCGAGCCAGCAAAUGCGGAGCGGCGUGAGAAGAUCGAGCUACAUGCCAGCGUGGCAGCGAUGGCGCUGGGGCUGACCGAUAAGGCUACAAACGCGGAUCCAACCACGAUACAGCCCCAGUCAAGUCCUCUAUGCACGGGAAUCUCUUGGCUUUUCAGCCUUUUGGCGAUCUCAAUGGCAAUUUUCGUGGCUGCUGUGUGUGAUAUCGCUAUCGUUGGCGAUGUGACGCCUCCGCCUGCCAGAGGGAUCGCGUUCGCCAGCGUCAAACCGUACGUCGUCCGCGACGGAUUAAUUUAUUGGGAGCCCAGCAACAACUUCGACGAAAGUUUUUUCUUGAGCAAGUACUCGAAGUUGCAAGUGGCUGAGGCGGGCUUUGCGCAGAUAUCGAUCAUGCUACGCCACUCGAAUUGCCACUCGGAUAUCGCUUUCAAGGUGUACCAAGGAGCUGACGAGAUCGCUAGCGUCUAUGAUUACUCGUGCGGUUUCUUUUCUAUCGGGAUCUCGUCGACGUAUGUCCACACGGUUCCAGUGGAGGCGAACGACACGUUGAGUGUCAUGUACGUUGGCAGUGGGAAACUGAACCUGGACGAUAGCUUCAUGGAUGUUCUGCUGCUACCGCCUACUAUGCAGUAA
Molecule: messenger RNA, 726 nt
Organism: Phytophthora sojae
Lineage: Eukaryota; Oomycota; Peronosporomycetes; Peronosporales; Peronosporaceae
Exons: 1
Coding region: 1-726 (241 amino acids)
Source: RefSeq, a predicted model, not a curated record